GCCGGGCCGGCCCGGGCGCCCGGGGGUUGGGGGGUGGGGGGUGGGGGAGGCCGCCCAGCGCCGAAGCAGGGGCCCGGGUCGAGGGCGCUGCGGGGCUGCGCGCACGCUGGGGCGCGUGGAGGGGCGCGGAGGGCGAGAUGAGUCUGGUAGGGGGCUUCCCCCACCACCCGGUGGUGCACCAUGAAGGCUAUCCGUUCGCCGCUGCCGCCGCCGCCGCUGCCGCCGCCGCCGCCAGCCGCUGCAGCCACGAGGAGAACCCCUACUUCCACGGCUGGCUCAUCGGCCACCCCGAGAUGUCGCCCCCCGACUACAGCAUGGCCCUGUCCUACAGCCCGGAGUAUGCCAGCGGCGCCGCCGGCCUGGACCACUCCCAUUACGGGGGGGUACCGCCGGGCGCCGGGCCCCCGGGCCUGGGGGGGCCGCGCCCGGUGAAGCGCCGGGGCACCGCCAACCGCAAGGAGCGGCGCAGGACUCAGAGCAUCAACAGCGCCUUCGCCGAACUGCGCGAGUGCAUCCCCAACGUGCCUGCGGACACCAAACUCUCCAAGAUCAAGACGCUGCGCCUGGCCACCAGCUACAUCGCCUACCUCAUGGACCUGCUGGCCAAGGACGACCAGAACGGCGAGGCGGAGGCCUUCAAGGCGGAGAUCAAGAAGACAGAUGUGAAAGAAGAGAAGAGGAAGAAGGAGCUGAAUGAAAUCUUGAAAAGCACAGUGAGCAGCAACGACAAGAAAACCAAAGGCCGGACAGGCUGGCCGCAGCACGUCUGGGCCCUGGAACUCAAGCAGUGAGGAGGAGGAGGAGGAGAAGGAGGAGAUGGAGGAGGAGGAGGAGGAGAGCGUGAGUGAGCUGGGGCCCAGGAGCCAGAUGCAGACCCAGGACUCGGGGCAAGCUCUCCGUGCUCGGCUCUGAGGACUACUUGCAUUUGGAAUCAUCCGGUUUAUUUAUGUGCAAUUUGCCUCCCCACUCUUUGCCCCGCUAUGAGGCAUCCGCUCCCCACCUCCCCCUCCAAAAAAUAGUGGAUAUUUGAAGAAAAGCAUUCCAGAUUUUAAUAUGAAGAGGACACUCCCGCGUGGUAAGGGAUCCUGUCGUCUCGUAGAUUCUCUGUGUUUGAAUGUUCCCUCCUGGCUGUAUAGACACCAGCGUGGCCCCCUCCCCACCUACCCAACCGCUUCCAGAUAAAAGACAGCGGACCUUGGUGUGUAUGUGAAGUGUAUCUUUAAUACUUGGCCUUUGGAUAUAAAUAUUCCUGGGGAUUAUAAAGCUUUAUUUCAAAGCAGAAAACGGGGCCGCUAACAUUUCCGUUGGGGUCGGUAUCUAGUGCUGUCUCGUUUCAUCCGUGGUUGUUCCCUAUUCCAAGAUGUUUCCAACAGCUACUUGUUAUGUGCACUUCCGUCCUCUAAAACUAAGUGGAAUUUAAUUAAUAUUGAAGGUGUAAACGUUGUAAGUAUUCAAUAAACCACUGUGUGUUUUUUUUUUACAAAACCCCCAAUCUUUUAAUAGUUGAUACCUCAAAAGAGUUUUGAAAACAAAACUGUUAUAUUUGUUUUCAUAAUAUUUAAAAUAUUCCGAAGUAAACUAAAUUAUGAUUGCCUCUAA
Messenger RNA from Myotis daubentonii (Daubenton's bat), 1599 nucleotides. It is a transcript of the gene HAND2, whose product is annotated as heart and neural crest derivatives expressed 2. Gene Ontology annotation, molecular function: DNA-binding transcription factor activity, RNA polymerase II-specific; protein dimerization activity; RNA polymerase II transcription regulatory region sequence-specific DNA binding. NCBI's taxonomy places the organism in Eukaryota, Metazoa, Chordata, Mammalia, Chiroptera, Vespertilionidae. Gene Ontology annotation, biological process: regulation of transcription by RNA polymerase II; heart development. The record is from RefSeq and is a predicted model, not a curated record.